This is a messenger RNA of Chanos chanos (milkfish), 1806 nucleotides long. RefSeq names its product ankyrin repeat and SOCS box protein 2-like. Gene Ontology annotation, biological process: intracellular signal transduction. NCBI's taxonomy places the organism in Eukaryota, Metazoa, Chordata, Actinopteri, Gonorynchiformes, Chanidae. The record is from RefSeq and is a predicted model, not a curated record. Bases 1 to 1806 code for a protein of 601 amino acids. The transcript is spliced from 8 exons. Gene Ontology annotation, molecular function: protein binding.
AUGCCUACGUGCGAACAGGAGUUUAGCUUUCAAGAAGAAUGUUGUGCACAAUUAAAUGCCCGUGCAGUUCAACUACUGAUACUCCACAGAGAUUUGGAGCCCAUUGUGUCUGCCAUCAGAAGAGGAGAUGACAAGACAGUGUUUGAACUUGCAGCAUCCAUGUCAAACAGACUGACCACAGGAAAUUCAGAGGGUUGGACACCCCUUCAUGAGGCAGCUUGCUAUGGCCAGGCUGGCUGUGUGAAGGCUUUGCUGAAAGCUAAACCCACUUUAGUAGAUAAGCGUACUCUCCAUGAGCAGACAGCUCUCUUGCUGGCUGUGGAUGGAAAGCACCUGGCAUGUGUUAGGACCCUGCUGGAGAAUGGAGCCGACCCUGACAUCAGCAAUAAAAACAAAGUGACUCCCCUUUAUAAGGCCUGUGAGUGGGGAAGCCUGGAGUUGGUUCAGUUGAUCUUGGCGUUUGGUGGUUCAGUGAACCAGCGGUGUAAGCGUGGCUGGACAGCUCUACAUGAAACAGUGUCUCAGGACAACACAGAACUUAGUGAAGCACUCCUGCAGGCCGGGGCGAUCAUAGACCCCGCAAACUCCCAUGGCAUUACUCCCCUGAUUGUGGCAGCCCAGCAAGGGAGAGCAAAGGCUGUGGAUCUCCUCAUCACAAAGGGUGCUGAUGUGAACCUACAGUCAUGUGACGGGGCCAGUGCUUUGAGUGAGGCCAGUAAACAUGGUCAUAAAGAUAUAGUGGAGCUUCUGCUCCAACACAAUGCAGAUGCCAACAAAGCUACUAAGGCUGGAUUACUGCCACUGCACAUUGCUGCACAGUAUGGACAAAAAGAGAUCAUCCCCUUGCUGCUCUCUGUCACUAGCCGCGCACAGAUACGUCACAGCAGCGUCACCCCUCUCCAUCUAGCAGCCGAAAACAACCAGCUUGAUGUUGUUCAAUUUCUGAUUAAGUCGGGGGCCGAUGUAAAUGCCAGGCUUUCCCCUGAACGCUCUGCCCGGUUCCAUGACCACCGUGUCACUGCUGUCUACUCUGCUGUUGCCAAUGGGCAUGAAGAGGUGGCUGCCAUCUUACUCAAGGCUGGUGCCAAUCCAAACAUAGAUCCUAUCAGCCUAUUGCUGGUGGCAGUUCAAAAGGGCCUUCUGAGGACUGUUUCUUCACUAGUGGAAUGUGGUGCCAAUGUCAAUGUGAAUAUCCCUGCCCAACCAACUGCAUUCCCUGGGGUGCUUCUUUAUUCCCAAAACCUGGGUGUUUUACAGUAUCUAUUGGAUAAUGGUUUUGAUGCCCAAACCUGUUUCAUGUGUGACUGUGACAGAGGACUCAACCAUUCACUCUGUGCCACACAGAACACUGGACAUACAAGCCUCAGGAAUCAGACCCUGUCUGGAAGUAACAUUACACCAAAUUUAACCUGCACAGAGUCAGUAACAAACAAACUACAGUUCUGCGACUGGAUAUCCUCUCCCUCUGUGAGCCCUGGGGCUGGACCUUUGAUCAACUUACUGCUGGACUAUGUAGGAAACAUUAAAUUAUGCAGCAAAAUCACACAGACUCUGGGCAGCCAACAGGAAUGGGGUGCCAUCCAGGAAAAAGCAAAGUCUCCUCGUCCUCUGAUGCACCUGUGCAGACUGAGGGUCCGACAGCUGGUGGGACUGAGGAGGCUGGUGUCUCUUCAUACUCUCCCACUACCAGACAGAGUGAUCCAAUAUCUUAGCUACAAUGGCUUCAGCACCAAAGAUAGUUUAAUACAAAUGCAGGGCACUGCUCAGGCACAAACGGACCUUGUAGUGUUGUGUGGACAGUCAUGA